This is a messenger RNA of Coregonus clupeaformis (lake whitefish), 1104 nucleotides long. RefSeq names its product kinesin-like protein KIF23. The record is from RefSeq and is a predicted model, not a curated record. The transcript is spliced from 7 exons. Lineage: Eukaryota; Metazoa; Chordata; Actinopteri; Salmoniformes; Salmonidae. Bases 64 to 1029 code for a protein of 321 amino acids.
GCAGUGUGUGUUAACCCUGGUUUGUGUUUCCAGGAGCGCCGUGUGUGUGCCAAGCAGCUGGAGAUGCAGAACAAGCUGUGGGUGAAAGAUGAGAAGCUGAAGCAGCUGAAGGCCAUUGUGACUGAGAGCAAGACCCCCUCAGACCAGCGCCCCGCCACCGACAAGCCCCAGCGCCCCUCCCGGGAGAGGGACCGCGCCCCCGCCAAGAGAUCGGCCUCGCCAUCGCCUGUUCCCCAGGUAGGGCAGUGGCCAGGGUCAGGCUCCCACCCCACCUCCCCUCCUCAGAGCGCUAGCACCGGCAGCACUUCCCUCUCUGUAACCUCCUGCAUCUCAGAGUGGGAGCAGAGAGUCCCUCAGGACAGACAGACUAGCACUAGCCUGGCCCAGUACCAAGCCCACGGUCUACCCAGCAGCCUUAGCAGGAGGAGAGGCAGGUGUUGGGAGAGGGCCAGAGAAAGAGAGGAAGACAGACAGGUUCCUGACCAGGCCUGUGAUCUAGACCUCGAGGAGGAGCAGCAGGGAGGUGCUUACAGGACGGGUCCCCCGGUGCGUGCGGUCCACAGGCGCUCCCACUCUGCUGGUGGGGAGAGGUGGGUGGACCACAAGCCGUCGUCAAACGUGGAGCUGGACACGGUGAUGCAGCCCAUCCUGGGAUCCAACUCCAUUAAGGUCUCGGCCCCCAGCGAGAAGGCCCUGGCCAAGUGUGACAAGUACAUGCUCACUCACCAAGACUUGGCCUCUGAUGGAGAGAUACAGACCAAACUCAUUAAGGGUGAAGUGUUCAAGACCCGAGGUGGAGGACAGGCGGUCCAGUUCACUGACAUAGAAACUCUGAGACAGGAGCUUCCUACUGGACCAUGCCGUAAGAGGAGGUCGUCAGAAGGCAACACUGCCCAGGGGGGCGACCGUAUGGAGGGAGACUGGACAGAUGUGGAGGACCGGUGCUCUAUGGCUAUAGAGAUGAGGGCUGGGUCGAACCUGGGUCCAGGCUACCAGCACCAUGGACAUCAGAAGCGCAGAAAGCCCUGAGAAGGUCCUGUCCUGUCCUGUCUGGGCUGCUCCAUACACCCCUCUCUCCCCCCUCUCUCCUCAACUCUCCCCCCU